Molecule: messenger RNA, 504 nt
Organism: Punctularia strigosozonata HHB-11173 SS5
Lineage: Eukaryota; Fungi; Basidiomycota; Agaricomycetes; Corticiales; Punctulariaceae
Product: Rad52/22 double-strand break repair protein
Exons: 2
Coding region: 1-504 (167 amino acids)
Biological process (GO): double-strand break repair via homologous recombination; mitotic recombination; double-strand break repair via single-strand annealing
Cellular component (GO): nucleus
Source: RefSeq, a predicted model, not a curated record
AUGCGUAUAGCGUCACUUCAGGCCAAGCUUGAUCGUAAACUUGGACCGGAGUUCAUCUCGCAGCGACCGGGGCCAGGCGGAGGGCCCAAGCUCACGUACGCGGAGGGCUGGAAGAUCAUCAACCUUGCGAACGACGUCUUCGGGUUCAACGGAUGGAGCUCAAGUAUUGUGAACUUGACUACCGACUUCCUCGACUUCAGCGAAGAAAGCAGGCGCUAUAACGUCGGAGUCACCGCCAUAGUUCGAAUCACCCUCAGAGAUGGCGUAUUUCAUGAGGAUAUCGGAUAUGGGAUGUUGGAGAAUGCGAAGAGCAAGGGCAUGGCGCUCGACAAGUGCAAGAAGGAAGCUGUGACCGACGGUGUCAAGAGAGCUUUACGGAACUUCGGCAACCUGCUCGGCAACUGCCUCUACGAUAAGGAGUACACGAAAGAGGUCGUGAAGAUGAAAGUCCCACCAGUGAGACGCAUAUAUGCGCAUCUCCAGCACGCUUCCCAGCUCACCUAA